Notothenia coriiceps (black rockcod) is the source of this 756-nucleotide messenger RNA. Its product is annotated as fascin-2-like. Gene Ontology annotation, molecular function: actin filament binding; protein-macromolecule adaptor activity. The transcript has a single exon. The annotation marks the transcript as partial. Gene Ontology annotation, biological process: actin filament bundle assembly; establishment or maintenance of cell polarity; cell migration. The record is from RefSeq and is a predicted model, not a curated record. Lineage: Eukaryota; Metazoa; Chordata; Actinopteri; Perciformes; Nototheniidae. Gene Ontology annotation, cellular component: actin cytoskeleton; cytoplasm.
CCUUCACGCUCUGCUUCCUUCUCCCUCAGCUGAAUGCAUCAGCUCCCAGCCUGAAGAAGAAGCAGAUCUGGACUCUGGAGCAGGACCCUCAGGACCCCCAGGUGGUCUACCUGCGCAGCCACCUGGGCCGCUACCUUGCCUCCGACAAGGACGGCAGGGUGACCUGCGAGGCCGACGGGCAGCACGCAGACUGCCGCUUCCUCAUCGUGGCUCAGUCCAACGGCAGCUGGGCCCUGCAGUCCGAGCCGCACCUGCGCUUCUUCGGAGGGUCUCGAGACCACCUGUCCUGCUUCGCCCAGCUCAUCACAGACGCCGAGCUGUGGGCCGUUCACCUGGCGCUACACCCCCAGGCCAACCUGCUGUCCGUGGCCCGAAAGCGGUACGCCCACCUCUCCAUGGAGGACGGGGAGAUCGCCGUGGAUAUGAACAUCCCCUGGGGGGUGGCGGCGCUCCUCACCCUGGUGUACCAGGAGGGAAAGUACUGCCUAAAGACCUGCGACAGCCGCUUCCUCAGCAACGAUGGGAAGCUGGUGACGCAGAGCGGGAGGGCGACUGCGUACACGCUGGAGCUGAAGUGUGGGAAGCUGGCCUUUAAAGACUGUGAGGGGAAGUAUCUGUCCCCCAUGGGGCCCACGGGCACCCUGAGGUCCGGACGCUGCUCCAAGCCGGGCAAAGAUGAACUGUUUGACCUGGAGGAGAGCCACCCACAGGUGGUCCUGACCGCCGCCAAUGGGCGAUAUGUCUCCAUAAGACAAG